This is a messenger RNA of Funneliformis mosseae, 600 nucleotides long. The record is from the annotation of a GenBank genome assembly. NCBI's taxonomy places the organism in Eukaryota, Fungi, Glomeromycota, Glomeromycetes, Glomerales, Glomeraceae.
AUGAGUUUACCGUAUAAUAAAAAUGGUACCGUCAUCGAUUUCGGUCCAAAGGAUGUUAAAAACAAUGAUUAUGACGAAAGAAUGAUACAAAAAACCAUCCUCGAAGAAACCACACCGGAAGAACGAGAAGAAUUGCAAAGAUUUACUUUCCUUAAUUUAAAUGAAUUGAUUAAGCCGAAAGUAAGACUCAAUAACGAUAAACCUCCGCCACGCCCACAAAACGCGUUUGUAAUCUUCAGGAAGGAUUACCAGGCGAGGUUAACGUCACAACAUCCUACUUUGUCGUCAGCAUUUCGUGAUAUCUCUACUACUUCAAGUAAACUUUGGAAAGAAGCGUCCGAUGAUCAGAAAAAUUGUUUUAAUAGAUUAUCUGAUCUUGCAAAAAGUUUACACGAAAAGAUCUGGCCGACCUCUUCAAAUUCUGGAGAUAAUGCGCCCGCGUCGCGUGAUAAUUCGUUACCACAACCAGGGAACGAACAUGCGGAGAGUCAAAAUGUAGAGGUCAAUAGAAGAACAUUAGAAAUCGACCCAUCUACAGAUUUUUUUAAUAAAUAUUGUAAGGAAGUUUUGAACAGUCUGGAUAAAGAAACAUUCCUUUAA